GGCCGCAUGGUUCCGUCCUUCCGCUGUGCCCGCACGGUCACAUUUGGCGGAGGCACCGGCGCGAGCAGCGAUGGCGGGAGCCGACGGAAGCGCCUUUUUCAGGAGAACCAGCCUGUUCUGGAUGGUCACCGUCUCGCUGUCCGUCGCGUAUUUCACUUUGAUGGUGUUUGCUCCAGAAAAGAUUCCGCUCCAGUCUCUGGGAGUGUUUGGCAGCUUCUGCAGACACCUGGUGGAUAACUAUGCGGGGCUGAUGCAUAAAGGGUGGUGGGCAGCCUUUGCUAUUCAUGUCUUUGAGGCCAUCGUCUCACUGAGAGUCUGCAGUAACAAAGGAAUCAGCAACUCGGGGGUUCGAUGCCUGUGGUUUGUCCAGACCUUCUUGUUCGGCUUUGCCUCCCUCGGCCUGCUGCUCAAGUACAACCCACAGCGGCCCAAACAGCGCUGAGCCCCCCCUCUGGAUUGAAGGAGCACUGCUCAGUUUGAAACUGUGCUUGCCCUUUGACCCCGCUACAUUCCAGGGGCUUCUGCGCGCAGCAGAUUAUUCGGGUAAACUUGUACUCUGAUGACCUUUUCUGUGAUCAAUAUUGGGGAAGUCCACAGAGUUUUCUGGGUCUUAACGUCCAGCAGCAGGAGCAAAACUCCUCUAGUGUUCAGAUCUAAUGCCUGAAGCCUUAAUGUCUCAGCAGUUCUACCAAUAAAGAGAAUUAAAAAGAA
Molecule: messenger RNA, 711 nt
Organism: Oryzias latipes (Japanese medaka)
Lineage: Eukaryota; Metazoa; Chordata; Actinopteri; Beloniformes; Adrianichthyidae
Gene: tmem254
Product: transmembrane protein 254
Source: RefSeq, a predicted model, not a curated record